This is a messenger RNA of Alligator sinensis (Chinese alligator), 2089 nucleotides long. It is a transcript of the gene ST8SIA2, whose product is annotated as ST8 alpha-N-acetyl-neuraminide alpha-2,8-sialyltransferase 2. Gene Ontology annotation, molecular function: alpha-N-acetylneuraminate alpha-2,8-sialyltransferase activity. The record is from RefSeq and is a predicted model, not a curated record. NCBI's taxonomy places the organism in Eukaryota, Metazoa, Chordata, Crocodylia, Alligatoridae. Bases 1 to 1110 code for a protein of 369 amino acids. The transcript is spliced from 7 exons. Gene Ontology annotation, biological process: oligosaccharide metabolic process; N-glycan processing.
AUGGGGUUGUGCAUCCCUGGGAACCGGGGCCUGGAGAGCCCUGAGUCCCAGAGGGAUCUAGUUCUUCAUGAAUUUGCCAGGAAUUCUGGAGGCAGAGGUACAAUCAGAUCAGCUGUGAACAGCUUACAUAGCAAAUCUAAUAGAGCUGAAGUAGUAAUAAAUGGUUCUUCGUCUCCAGCUGUUGUUGACAGAAGUAAUGAAAGCAUUAAGCACAACAUUAAACCAGCCUCAUCCAAAUGGAGACACAACCAGACACUCUCUUUGAAGAUCAGGAAGCACAUCUUGAAGUUCCUCGAUGCAGAGAAGGACAUCUCGGUGCUGAAGGGGACCCUGAAGCCUGGGGAUGUGAUUCACUAUGUCUUUGACAGAGACAGCACCAUGAAUGUCUCCCAGAACCUCUACGAGCUGCUGCCACGGACUUCUCCCCUGAAGGGCAAGCACUUCCGGACCUGUGCCAUCGUGGGCAACUCGGGGAUCCUGCUAAACAGCGGCUGUGGGAGGGAGAUUGAUGCACACAGCUUUGUAAUAAGGUGUAACCUGGCUCCUGUCCAGGAGUAUGCCCAGGAUGUGGGACUGAAGACAGACCUGGUGACCAUGAAUCCUUCAGUCAUCCAGCGUGCCUUCGAGGACCUGGUGAAUGACACGUGGAGAGAGAAGCUGCUGCAGCGCCUGCAAAGCCUCAAUGGCAGCAUCCUCUGGAUCCCAGCAUUCAUGGCCAAGGGGGGCAAGGAGCGCGUGGAGUGGGUCAACGAGCUCAUUCUGAAACACCACAUCGACGUCCGCACUGCCUACCCUUCGCUGCGCCUGCUGCAUGCCGUCAGAGGGUACUGGCUCACAAACAAAGUGCACAUAAAACGACCCACCACUGGCCUGCUCAUGUACACCCUGGCCACCCGCUUCUGCAACAAGAUCUAUCUCUAUGGCUUCUGGCCAUUUCCCCUGGACCAGAACCAGAACCCUGUCAAGUACCACUACUACGACAGCCUGAAGUAUGGCUACACCUCUCAGGCCAGUCCGCACACCAUGCCCUUGGAGUUCAAAGCCUUAAAGACGCUGCACCAGCAGGGAGCCUUGAAACUGACUGUGGGAGCAUGCGAUGGGGCCACGUAAGACGGGCUGCCGCGCUCAUGUUCCUGCAGGCUACACACCACAGGAGACUGGGGGUAGGGGAGGAAAGGACAAGUGGUGGCUAGUGGGGUUGGUUUUCUUUGUUAACGCGCAGAACAGUGACAAAAAUAUAUAUAUGUGGUACCUAUAUAUAUUGACCUGAGUAUUAUAACUGUUUGGUGUUCACCAAGGAAGGGACAGAUGAGUUGCAGGAAGGUCUGAAAUGACUUUGCCUUGGGCUGGCUAAGCUCAACAGGAAGGUAGUUCUACGAUGCGAAGGUCGCCUUGGUUUGUACGGAUGUGUUAGGGCAACGGGUAAAUAUUAGGCCAUUUGUCGUGACUGGUCCAAGGUUGGUAGUUAGUUAGUUUGACCAAGAACCCAGGUGCUGGCACUUCUCAGUAAGUAGUGUUCUUGGCUCAGUGCUAAUGGUAGGGCUGUGGGGGGAGCGGGGAGGGGAGGUUUGCUUGUGGCUUCACAGCUGAGGGAUUGCCUGAGUGACUGGACAGGCACGGAGAAAUGCAGUCGGGCCCAGCUGAGAAAUGCUGCACCUUCAGUCCAGCGGGCCUGCCCUGCUGCCUCCGGUGAAUGGCACGCAGUAUCUUCCAGGUGGUCACCAGUCAAGAUCCAUCCCGGUGGUUCAGGCUGCAGCCUGUGUGGAAAGACCACCGGGCUGUGAAUGCAGCCUUCGAGAUGCAGCGUGAGAACGUGACUGUGACUCCAGGAACCCCCAAAAGGGGCUCUCAGUGGUGUGCUGGUUAAAAUCAGAUUUGCAACUGUUGCAUUGAAAGGAGGCCUGGGGCCUUCAAGGAGACAGCGCAGUUGAUGUUGUAUAAAAGACUGGGCAGAUGCUCUCCAAAGGGUGCUGUGUUUGUGCUUUUCUCUUUCUCUCCUAAGGAACUAUUAGUAAAAAGCAACGGUGCUGGGAUGUAGCUGGAGGGCUGCUGCAAACCAGCAGUCAGUCUGAGGAGGGCAGCAGUGGAA